UAGGUUUCCAUUGUCCUCGCUUCUUCGUUGAAUUCACCAUGUUCCGAACAGUCUUUCUUUCGUCGAGAGCCGUUCUGCGCUACGCAAUCUCCAAAAGUAGCACCAGACAUCUUAGGGCUUCGUCGUUUCAGCAAGACUCUUUAUCUCAAGUCAUCCGAGUCUAUUCACCAUCAAUUUGCACCUUUCAACGUUCAUUUUGCAGCGCAGAAGAAAACACAUCCGAAAUGUCUUUCAGAGAUCGUAAAAGUGGUGGGUCAGAUUUCCGUGGAGGAGCUCGUGGAGGGGGUUCUUCCAGUUUCGGAGGUUCUAGUUUCGGAGGUGGUGGCAAUCGGGACUUUAAGAAGAUGCAACCCGGAGAGAAGCUACGUAAACCAAGAUGGGAGAUGGAUCGUCUUCAACCGUUCGAGAAGAACUUUUACAAGCCACACCCCAACUUGACUGUUAAGUCCGUUCACGACAUUGAACAGUACAGGGCUAGCAAAGAUAUCACUAUUCGUGGUAGGGAUGUUCCAUUCCCCAUCACUUCCUUUGAUGAAGCAAGCUUCCCUGACUACGUGAUGACUGAGAUCAGACGUCAAGGCUUCAAGGAGCCAACAUCUAUUCAGGCUCAAGGCUGGCCUAUCGCUCUGAGUGGAUCAAACAUGGUCGGCAUUGCCCAAACUGGGUCAGGAAAGACAUUGGCUUACACACUUCCAGCUAUUGUUCACAUUAACCAUCAACCCUAUCUUGAACCCGGAGAUGGACCAAUUGCCCUCAUUUUGGCACCCACUCGAGAAUUAGCUCAACAGAUCUCAUCCACUGCCAAGGAUUUUGGAUCAUCAUCUCGCAUUCGCAACACCUGCGUGUUCGGUGGAGCUCCCAAAGGCCCACAGUUGCGAGACAUUGAACGUGGUGUGGAGAUCAUGAUUGCAACUCCUGGUCGCCUUAUCGAUUUUCUCGAAGCUGGCAAAACCAACCUGCGCCGUUGUACCUAUUUGGUCUUGGAUGAAGCUGAUCGGAUGCUUGACAUGGGUUUCGAGCCCCAGAUUCGUAAAAUCAUCGAGCAGAUUCGACCGGAUCGUCAAACGCUCAUGUGGUCCGCUACCUGGCCAAAGGAAGUACGUCAGCUGGCUGAAGAAUUCUUGACAGACUACAUUCAGAUCAACGUUGGAUCCCUGACACUGUCGGCUAACCACAACAUUUUGCAAAUCAUUGACGUCUGCCAAGAGCAUGAAAAGGAAACUAAACUCAUGACCCUGCUUCAAGAAAUCGGUGCCGAAGAUGAGAACAAGACUAUUAUUUUUGCCGAAACUAAGAGGAAAGUUGAUAGCAUUACAAGAGCCAUGCGCCGUGAUGGAUGGCCGGCGAUGUGCAUUCAUGGUGAUAAGGCGCAACCUGAGCGUGAUUGGGUUUUAAACGAAUUUCGCUCAGGCAAAGCGCCAAUUUUAGUAGCUACUGACGUGGCUGCUCGUGGUUUAGAUGUGGAUGAUGUCAAAUUUGUCAUCAACUUCGAUUACCCCAACUGCUCCGAGGAUUACGUCCACCGUAUUGGUCGUACUGGCCGCUCCCAACGCACAGGAACUGCGUACACAUUUUUCACUCCCAACAAUUCCAAGCAAGCCCAGGAUUUGGUGAACGUUUUGACAGAGGCUAACCAAGUUGUCAAUCCAAAACUCUACGAACUCGCAUCUUCCAAUCGCGGUGGAGGAGGUCGUUCCCGAUGGGGAGGCGGUGGAGGCUAUGGUGGCCGUGGAGGAUACGGAGGUGGAAACCGAGGAUAUGGUGGCGGACAGUCUUACAACUCUGGCCGUUCUUGGGUGGAGCGCUAAGACGGACUUCAAACCUAGCACCGAUAUUCAAAACAAUUGUCAACCUAGAUUUUUUUUGAAUCAACAUUUAAUUAUUCCAAUUUAAACAAGUAAAAACGAGGAAGUCUCUUGGCAUUUUCAUAAAAUCCUGUCCGAGCACUAAAGCUCCGUUCCCGACACCACGCUUCAUCUUUUCGUUUUUGUAGGCCAAUAUUUUUUUCGACGUCUUUUCAUAUCUUUGGCAAUUACAUCAGCCAUUUCACUGACACGUUACAAUGUACUCUUAUGUUUGUUCGAGUUAACCGGAAUACAAAGUAAUCGUAACCA
This is a messenger RNA of Daphnia pulex (common water flea), 2114 nucleotides long. Its product is annotated as probable ATP-dependent RNA helicase DDX17. Gene Ontology annotation, cellular component: nucleus; ribonucleoprotein complex; cytoplasm. Gene Ontology annotation, molecular function: ATP binding; RNA helicase activity; RNA binding. The coding region runs from base 39 to 1808 and encodes 589 amino acids. The record is from RefSeq and is a predicted model, not a curated record. Lineage: Eukaryota; Metazoa; Arthropoda; Branchiopoda; Diplostraca; Daphniidae. The transcript has 10 exons.